This is a messenger RNA of Acanthochromis polyacanthus (spiny chromis), 2050 nucleotides long. RefSeq lists its product as uncharacterized. NCBI's taxonomy places the organism in Eukaryota, Metazoa, Chordata, Actinopteri, Pomacentridae. The coding region runs from base 272 to 1837 and encodes 521 amino acids. The transcript is spliced from 5 exons. The record is from RefSeq and is a predicted model, not a curated record.
UAUACGUCAUUGCUUACAACUCGUUGUUUAUUUUACGGUGUUUCCGGUAAAAUGUGAGUUUUUGGGCUGAAACCGGAGCGAGGCCGAGCAGUUAAGAACCGUUUUAUCAUGACCGGAAGGAUUUAACCCGACAGGAGGCUCCAGCAGAGCUUCCGUCCCGACGAGGAGGGCCGGAUUGGACCCUCUGGAGGACCACUUUUGGACCACGGGCCGAGUGUUGGACACCCCUGGACCAGCAGCAGAACCAGAAGGUUCCUCCUCCCUGAGAGCCAUGGGCCGGCUGGACGACGCUGCCAAACACAAGGUGGUGGAGCUGCGGAAGGCCGGUCUGAGUUUCCGGAAGAUCAAAGCUGUGCUGGAGCUGGAGAACAUCAAGGUGUCUGCUCAGGCCAUCUACCUGUUCCUGAGGGAGUUCCAGGGGAGACCUCCAGGGCGGGUGAGGCCUGCAGAGGCCGGAAGCAGCUCAUCUCCAGUCCAGAUGCAGCCUCGAACCGGGCCGAUGCAGGAGAGCUGGAGCAGCGUUCAUCUGCAGAACCUGCUGCGGGACUCGUCUCACCACGCCGGCUUCACGGCUGCAGACUUUCCCAAACAGACUUCCACAACUCCAGAAGCCGCUGCAAAUUCUUCUGGACCUGCGGAGAACCUCGGAGGCAGUCGGUCAGAACAGCAGCACGAAGGAAACAAGGAGGAGAACGACAUCCAGAUCGUCAGCGUCACGUCUCUGGCCCAGCAGAGACCUCAGACCUCCAGGCCAGAGGCCGGAGCUGCUUCCAUGAGGAGGAGAGUCACACCUUCUCCAGCCACCAGCUCCAUGCUGGCAGCGAGGAAGAGACUCCUGGAUAAAGCUCUGUCCCACCGGAUGAAGUCUUUCCACCAGGUGGCGUCCUUGUUGAGGAGAGAUCAGUCCAGUGUCCAGGGUUCUGAUCUGAGGUCUGCUCUGCCUGAAACCUACGAUCUGACCUCCGACAAGACGGUGGUGGAGGCCCAGCCUGGAGGUGGCAGCGCCCCCAGACGUUUCCUGACCCAGAGACCAGGCCUGUCUGUGCGCUCCUUCCACCCUCCUCCUCGAGUCGGGAUCCGUCUUCCAAACCGGCCGCUAGCAGCGUUAGCGUCGUCUGGCCCUGGAGCCGCCGUGAUCCGCCUCCACGCCCCGGGCCGCAGCGAGGGGAACCCGAGUCCUCAGCAGGUCCAGGACGGAGCAGCCAGAGGUCUGCCGGACCAGAUCCAGGCGCUGGGCUCGGAGGUGCGCAGUCUGAGCCUGGCGGUGAAGAUGCUGGUGGAGCAGCAGUGCCGGCUGGAGAGGGAACAGGUCCAGCAGACGCAGGUCCAGAAGCAGAUCCUCAGCACCCUCCAGACCCUGGCCUCCAAAGUCGGACAGUGUAGCAGCGUUCAGCAGCAGCAAACCAAAACCCCGUCCCCUUCUGCUGCCCCCUCCUUCAGCCAGGACUCCUUCAGCUUCAGCCAGAGCUCCUACCCCCAGAGCCAGCCGGCCUUCAGCCCUCUGGAGGCUCUGGAGACUUCAGAGGCCUUUAAACUGCCUGGACUGAGUCCCGCCGGCAUGAACGGGUUUCCACCUUGUAGCAGCGCUGAGAGCCUCCCCCUCAGCCACUCCUCCCCCCAGCCACAGACAUAUUACUCCCAGCAGAGCAGCCUGAUGUCCUACAGUCAGCCCUACUCCACCUUCAGCCAGCCCCAGACCUUCAGAGCAGCUCACAGCAAAACAUCCGACUUCAGCAGCAGCUUCCAGGACUGCAGCGUGUCGACGGCGAGCCUGAUGACGUCUGCACACCCGACCCAGGACCGGCAGGUCAGCAGCAUUAAGGUGGAGGGGCCGUAGGAGGUCCAGAUGUUUGGGACCAGAAGGGCUCAGAUGGUUCCUUGGACUGGUUGUUGAGGCUCACGUGUUUUUAACAAAUAAUGUAGCAUUUUUUAAAUUUAUUUAAACAGUGAAUUUUCAAAAGCAAUAGAAUAAAAACUGAUUCCAGAUUUCUGUCAGUAGAACGGCAUCAGACUGUCUGCUGAUCACAAUAAAGAGCUGAUUUAAAACACG